GUGCUCAGAAUGGCCUCUGGUGGCCCUCAAGAGAGCAACCAGGAGACCAGCAGGGUGGAGGAUGCUCAGGACUUCCUGGACACCUUCCUGCACAACUUUCCAGCACCCCCAAGCCCAGAGAGCCCACUGCCGUGGAAGGCCCCAGGGCCAACACUGAGCCAGGAAGAGGCAGAGGCUGAGCUGGUGGCACUGGCACUGGGCUUCCUGGACAGCAGGAGCGCCCCGGAAACACUGGCCUCGACCCUCACCCAUGAGGCCAUUUGCCAGUUGCUGCAGAUGGAUCUGUCGGAGUUCAGAAAGCUGCCCAGGUCUGAGGAGCAGGAGGACCCUGAGGAGGAAGACAAGAGCCCUGUGACCUUGCUGGAUGCAAGCGCCCUAGCCCAGGCCUUCUUCAGACAGCUGUGGAAUGUGUGCAGCCGGUGGCAGAAACAGGUGCCCUUAACCACCAGGCCACCCAAGCAACAAUGGCUGGUUUCAGUCCAUGCCAUCCGGAAUACACGCCGCAAGAUGGAAGACCGGCACGUGACACUACUGGCGUUCAACCAGCUCUUCGGCUUGUUGGACCCUGUGGAACGUGCCUACUUCGCUGUGUUUGAUGGUCAUGGCGGAGCAGACGCUGCCCAGUUUGCUGCUGUACAUGUGCACGCCAACGCUGCCCGUCAGCCAGCGCUGCUCACGGACCCUGCAGGUGCCCUCAGGGAGGCCAUCCAGCACACUGACUACAUGUUCAUCCAGAAGGCCAAGCGUGAGCGGCUGCAGAGUGGCACAACAGGUGUGUGUGUGCUCAUCACUGGGAACACACUGCAUAUCGCCUGGCUUGGGGACUCGCAGGUCAUCCUGGUGCAGCAGGGCCAGGUGGUGAAACUGAUGGAGCCCCACAGGCCUGAGAGACAGGAUGAGAAGGAGCGCAUUGAAGCACUGGGUGGCUUCGUAUCCCACAUGGACUGCUGGCGAGUCAACGGGACGCUGGCUGUCUCCAGAGCCAUUGGGGAUGUAUUCCAGAAGCCCUAUGUGUCUGGGGAGGCAGACACAGCCUCCUGGGAGCUGACCGGUUCCGAGGACUACCUGAUGCUUGCCUGUGAUGGCUUCUUUGACUUCGUGCCCCCUCAAGAGGUCACAGGCCUUGUCCGGAGCCACUUGGCUCGGCAGCAGGGCUGUGGGCUCCACGUCGCUGAGGAGCUGGUGGCCACUGCCCGGGAGCAGGGCUCCCGUGACAACAUCACUGUCUUAGUGGUCUUCCUCAGGGACCCCCAGAACCUGCUAGAUGUGGGAGACUCAGCCCCUGCUCCCUCUGGCCAGGGAAGCUAA
Molecule: messenger RNA, 1308 nt
Organism: Elephantulus edwardii (Cape elephant shrew)
Lineage: Eukaryota; Metazoa; Chordata; Mammalia; Macroscelidea; Macroscelididae
Gene: PPM1F
Product: protein phosphatase, Mg2+/Mn2+ dependent, 1F
Exons: 7
Coding region: 10-1308 (432 amino acids)
Biological process (GO): negative regulation of protein kinase activity; protein dephosphorylation
Cellular component (GO): cytosol
Molecular function (GO): protein serine/threonine phosphatase activity; cation binding
Source: RefSeq, a predicted model, not a curated record